AUGGCUGGCUGCUCCGGUGCGACGCGGCAGAAGCUGGCUUGGGCCUUCAUCUUUCUGUUGGCGGCGCGGGAGGUGUCUGCGGCACGGGAGAUGUACCACGGAGCCGAGCUCAGCUCCCUGCAGGCCACAACGCUGGGCCGCGCUGGUGAGGAUUUCCAGCGCGCCGAGGUGGUGCGAGAGGACGGGUCCUUCUCCGUCCGGACCAAGUGGGCCACAGGGACGGCGUCAUCGUUAUUAUGGUCGGAUUCAACAAUUACUUUCAGAUAUGUUGCUGGCAACACGUCCGCCCAUGAGCCACCAAAGUAUGUAGAGAUUGAUGGUCUGGACACAAAGUAUCGGCUGAUGCCAGACGGUGCGACGGUGAUCAAGGAGAUCCAUGGAAUGGACACUGUCAGCAUUGUCGGGUGGCAAGCCUAUGAAGGCGGCAAGUGGGGCAACACCAAGUACGCAAAGGAUGAGGCUUUGUACUUCCGGGCUGACCACAACCCCGCCGUGGGCGAAACCAACUCCAAUUGGCGCGGCCGCUCGGUGGGGCAUGUGGUCUACCAGGGUCACGGCCAGCUCUACUUCUUCAACAGCAAAGGCGUCCAGAAGGUCAUCGAGGCGCACGAGAUGACCGCUUACCCCAAGCCGCGUACGCAACGCCUGGAGCUGCGCAUGGACGGCAGGGACCCCAAGGCCUUCAGCCAGCCGGACCGGGAGCUGAGCGUCCUGAUCGAUGCCAUGUUGGGCGAGGCCUCCUGCAUGGGCAAGAGCAGCAAGUGCGCCUUCCGGUGCUUCUACGACCCAGACAAGGACGUUUGCGGGCCCGCGCCUUUCUGCCAGAAGGUGGAGGAGAGCACAUCCCCGAGCAUUUUGGCGCCCUUCGGGCAGCAGCAGAAGUGCAAGGCUGCAGGCGCGGAAGAGAAGGAGGCCGCAGACAUGGCGGUGAAGGCGGCCGCGGAGGAUCUGAAGUCGAUGGCCCUGGGCGUGACUGAGGAGCUGGAGGCCGCCCCCGAGAUCAGCAAGUCCAACGCCCGCCGCAGCACCAUGAAGAAGACUUUGAAGCUGUACGAAAAGGCCAGCGCCAUCCUCAACGUUUGGCAGGCGCUGCCCGGCCGUCUGAGCCCGGAGACCGGGAACUUCGUGCAGGCCAAGCAGCGCGUGGCCCUCACCGACAUGAAGCACUGGCGUGGCCGGGCGGACCGGCUGACGGUCUCGGAGUACCGGGCGGCGGCAGCGCAGCCCGCCGCAUCGCUGAAAACGUCGACGCAGCACUCCGUGGCCGCCAAGCUGCACAGCGAGCUUCGCGCGUUCAUGCAGAAGCGGCCAGCGAUCCUGAUCGAGUUUGCGAAGUCGGAGUCCAAAGACAAGUGCCACCUGUCCGAUGAGACAGCGGCAGACAAGGAGCAGUUGGGCACCUUCCUGAAUUACUUCAUGCUCGUGCCCGGGUACAGCACGGAGGAUGUGCAUGACACGGAUUUGGACCUCCCGGAGCACUGUCAGGAGUUUAUGCAAGGCAUGUGGCGCGCGGACGUAAAGCGAACCGUGGCCAGGGUGGCGGACGGGGAGGCGGAGCUGGAGAAGGAGCCUGGCCCAGUGGCGGGCAAUUCGUCAUUGGUCGAGGUGGUGUCUGAUGCCGCAGAAGGUGAGAGCUUCCGGGCGGAGGGCGGGGACACUGCAGAGACUGCCGAGGUUUUCUUCAUCCUGGCCUGCGUCGUCGUGUGCCUCGUGUGCAUGAUGUUGGCUUUCGGGGCAGUCCUCAGCUUGACGGGUGAAAACCCCAACUUCGCGGCCUUCUUCGUUUGUGGGAUGCUGAGCGGGCUGCUCCUCUUUGGCGCCUUUGCCAUGGCCGGGCCCGUGGGCAUUGCCGCCUUGGUGGGCAUGGUUGUUGUGGUGUUCUUCUUUGCCCCGAAGGGCGUGAAGCCUCACCAACUUUCUGCCCUCCAGCUAGCAGCGCUAAGCUCGUGA
Effrenium voratum is the source of this 1950-nucleotide messenger RNA. The record is from the annotation of a GenBank genome assembly. Lineage: Eukaryota; Dinophyceae; Suessiales; Symbiodiniaceae.